AUGAAUUUAAUGACCAGUCCCAGCUACCAUCAAGUGUCUCCGCUUGCUCGGUCGCGAACUGAAUACCGUGGUGCGACAUCGAUGCGACGAUCGCUUUCUUUUAGUGGAGGCGGUUUUACGAUGCCGCAGUAUGGUUAUGGUGGUGGUUAUAUGUCACGAUCAUUGUCGCGAAGCGGUUCAACUUUAUUUGGUCGAUCUUUACAAAGCUCUGUGCUUACUCGGACACCGCCCUUACAUAAUGUUGCUUUACAACGGAGUACUCCGCACUACACCGACAAAUAUCCUUAUGUCCGAUAUUCUUACAGUAAUAUGGAAACUGGGCUCGGAAUACUCGCACAAAGUGAUUCGAUUUCAAGCAAUCACUAUAGUGUGCGAGAUAUGGGUACUAAACGUUGGUUGGAAGGCAGGCUAAAUACUUAUAAUACAGGAUUAUUCAAAACUCCAAACUAUAAUGCACGUGUUGAGCGGUAUAUCGCACCGACUCGGAACUAUGUCAGGUAUAUGCCUGUUGAAGAUGCUAUGGAUAUGUACAAGAAACGAUGUAUGACUGUUGGGACGCUUUCUAAGUAUUGGCUAAGCCCAACAACUUGGCAGUCACGUCGAGAGAAAGAGAUCAAUCUUGGUUCCGCUUCAGCGCGUGGAGAUUUUUCAUACGCUUCCAGAUAUUCCGGCUAUCCAAACUAUAAAACAUUCUCCAGGCGUUUACAAAGUUAUUAA
Dracunculus medinensis (Guinea worm) is the source of this 717-nucleotide messenger RNA. Lineage: Eukaryota; Metazoa; Nematoda; Chromadorea; Rhabditida; Dracunculidae. The record is from the annotation of a GenBank genome assembly.